This is a messenger RNA of Didymella exigua CBS 183.55, 894 nucleotides long. Its product is annotated as Shwachman-Bodian-diamond syndrome protein. Gene Ontology annotation, biological process: ribosome biogenesis; cytosolic ribosome assembly. Bases 1 to 894 code for a protein of 297 amino acids. The record is from RefSeq and is a predicted model, not a curated record. Lineage: Eukaryota; Fungi; Ascomycota; Dothideomycetes; Pleosporales; Didymellaceae. The transcript is spliced from 2 exons.
AUGCCUAUCAACCAGCCGUCUAACCAAAUCAAGCUUACCAACGUCUCGUUGGUACGCAUGAAGAAGGGCAAGAAGCGCUUCGAAAUCGCAUGCUACAAGAACAAAGUCCUCGAGUGGCGCAACAAGAUCGAGAAAGAUCUCUCGAACGUCCUCCAGAUCGAAAAUGUCUUCCUGAACGUCAGCAAAGGACAGGCAGCACCGAAGGCCGACCUCGACAAGGCGUUCGGCAAGAAGCCCAUGGAGGAAAUCAUCCUAGAGAUCCUCGACCACGGCGAACUACAGGUCGGAGAGAAAGAGCGCGGCGCUGAACUCGAACGUACGAAGAACGAAGUAAUCGACAUCGUUGCCGGCAAGUUGGUCGACCCCAGGACGAAGCGCGUCUACACCACCGGCAUGAUCGAGAAAGCUCUGGAUCAGUUGAGCACCCACACACAAGCGCAACAGCAGGAGCACAAGGCCGGGACAGAGACACCGGACGGCGAGGACAAGGCGAAAGCACUGCCCAAGUGGAGCGGCGUUGUGACAACAAAGUCUGCCAAGUCACAAGCUCUAUUCGCUAUGAAGGCGCUCAUUGCCCACCAGCCGAUCCCUGUCGCACGUAUGCAGAUGAAGCUGCGUGUCAGUUGCCCGACAUCCGUACUCAAACAGGCGGUCAAGAACGCACCAAAGGCACAAGCAGACGGCGAAGAGAAGGCCGCCACUGGUACAGUUAAGGAUACAAUCCUGGCAUUCAUGGAGAAGAUCGAAAGCCAGGACACCAUGGGCGCCGAAUGGGAAGCUGUGGGUCUGGUCGAGCCCGGAGCGUUCAAGGGUCUCAACGAGUUCAUCGAGAGCCAGACCAAGGGCAGAGGAAAUGUCGAGGUCAUGGAGAUGGCUGUUGGUGCCGAUGACUGA